UUGUACUAUGGGCUAUCGAAGGGCGUGUUUGUUUUUGUCUUUGCGCAGCGCGCCAGUGACAGGCCAUCUUCACGAGCUUCGUUUUUUCCCUCACGGUGCUCAACGCACCGGGUCGGGUCGAUACCUUACCUCUUGCCACUCAUUCUUCAACGUCGCUCGCUUGCAAGUGUACAUAACCGGUCGUUUCGUAGAAGACGUUUCGAAAUUCUCAAGCUCCCAGUCGGCUCCGAGCGGGCUGAGUGGAGAUGAUUACUGUACAGCAGCACCGCUUUUGGCUCUGUCUGAUCCUCGUUUUCCAUCUCGCGUUCGCGACGCCCACCAGACGCCAGGGGUCCGUCUCUUCGCUUUCCAGCGUGCAGGUCUCGUCUUUCGGGCCCUUCGCCCGUUAUGCCAGUGCCGCUUACUGCAGCGCGUCUUCGACGCUCACGUGGACGUGUGGAGAGGAUUGCAGUGCCAACCCAUCCUUCAUCCCAGUCGCCUCCGGAGGCAAUGGGGACAGCGAGCAGUGGUGGUAUGUUGGGUAUGAUCCCACCCUCGACACAGUAAUUGUCGGCCACCAGGGCACCAAUCCGAAAGAAAUCUUGCCUUUGCUCACCGACGCCGACCUUGCGCCGGCGCCUCUUAGUUCAUCCCUGUUCCCGAGCAUCAGCCCGAAUGUGAUGGUCCACAGCGGCUUCCGCGACGCACAAGCUAUGUCCGCUUCUGAUGUGCUGUCCGCGGUACAGUCGGCUUUGGGCCAACAUGGCGCUACUCAGGUGACCAUGGUUGGGCAUUCCUUGGGUGCAGCAAUUGCUCUGCUAGACGCUGUGUACCUGCCGCUCCACCUACCGGAGGUUACGUGCAAGGCCAUCCUCUAUGGACUACCUAGGGUCGGCAAUCAAGCCUUCGCGGACUACGUCGAUGCCCAUGUUACCUCGAUGAAUCACAUCAACAACAAGAAGGACCCCAUUCCGACAAUGCCAGGCAUGUUCAUGGGCUACCGUCAUCCGUCCGGGGAGAUCCAUGUCGACCAGUCUAACAAUUGGAUGGCUUGUCCUGGUCAAGACAAUCCGAGUACAGAAUGUGAGGUCGGCGCCGUCCCCAACGUUUUUGAGUCUGAUGAGAGCGACCACGACGGCCCUUACGACGGCGUCGUUAUGGGCUGUUGAUCAGCCUUCCAAUAUCCUGAUUCAGGCUUCACUUUUUCACAAUUUCUUGUGCGCGCGACACUCCUCCCUGUCCCUCACGUUCGUUAUGUUGUAGCUUAACCAAACUCUCUAUGCGUUGAUAGGUUAUUUGUAGCUCUAGGUUAUGUAUAGUAUAUAUACCCAUGGCUAUCCUCAUCGGUGCCUCUCCCGUUUGGUGCAUAAACCUCGUGGUACCCUGUAGGUUUACAAUAUGCGUAGCCUGCCACAGUGAAUGCGGAUUCUCUGCCAGUGGGACGUAUCCGUGUGUU
Messenger RNA from Phanerochaete carnosa HHB-10118-sp, 1435 nucleotides. RefSeq lists its product as uncharacterized. NCBI's taxonomy places the organism in Eukaryota, Fungi, Basidiomycota, Agaricomycetes, Polyporales, Phanerochaetaceae. Gene Ontology annotation, biological process: lipid metabolic process. The record is from RefSeq and is a predicted model, not a curated record. The transcript is spliced from 7 exons. Bases 246 to 1148 code for a protein of 300 amino acids.